UAGAAAUAAACCAAAUAAAAAAAACACAAACAGAAGAAAGCCAAAUGGAGAGAAUACAAUUAGAAAAAGAUCAAGUAGAAGAAAAAGAAAGCCAAUUAGAGGAAAAUCAAGAAGGAGGUUUCAUUUAUCGUGAUACACUUCGAAAACGUAAAAGUAGAAAAGAUGAAACAUCUCAGCAACAUGAAAUGCAUCUUGCACGAGACCAUGAGCGAAAAUGGCAAAAAAGAGCAACAAAAAAACUUGAAACACAGCUUACUAAUGUGAGUAGAGAAAAUUCUCAAAGUACAAACAUGAGCAGACAAAAUUCUAGAAGUACAAGUAUGAGUAUAAGUAGACAAAAUUCUAGAAGUACAAAUGCAGAUAUUAGUGAAUAUAAAAAUGAAUCUGAUUUGCUGUAUACUAAUCUACAAUUGGAGUCUAAUAUAUUUUUCAGAAGUAUAGAAACAGAAAAUAAACAUGAAGAUGAACAAAAUAUAUUGGAUAAUAUGAAUCAACAGCAGAUGUUAGAUAUAUCUCAAAGUAGUGAUAACAAUAUAGUUUUACAACAUACUGACCCUCUUUCUGCUUAUCUCAAUAAUGCUGAUCAAAACCUUCUACAACGAUUUCGUAAUAAAAUGAAUAAAUUGGAGCAUAUACUCUGUCCAAUAUGCAAUGAAUGUUUUUUAUCUAUAACACUUGUAAAAAAAGAAUGUCGCCGUUGCUUUACUGAAAAGAAUGAAUUAAAUAUAGAAACUGAAGAAAAUGUAAUUACAAGCACCUUUGUACCUUUUCUUCCUUCAGAUAAUAGAGAAGAAACUGCAAUAAAUAAUAUGCUUAAUUGA
Racocetra fulgida is the source of this 821-nucleotide messenger RNA. The record is from the annotation of a GenBank genome assembly. NCBI's taxonomy places the organism in Eukaryota, Fungi, Glomeromycota, Glomeromycetes, Diversisporales, Gigasporaceae.